Saccoglossus kowalevskii is the source of this 1311-nucleotide messenger RNA. RefSeq lists its product as uncharacterized. NCBI's taxonomy places the organism in Eukaryota, Metazoa, Hemichordata, Enteropneusta, Harrimaniidae. The record is from RefSeq and is a predicted model, not a curated record.
AUGAAUGCCGUAACUUAUGACCAUAGCAGACAUGUUGAUACGUUGUCAUGUCGACUAGCUUACUGUACAAAGUGUCUUACUAAUCUUUCGAAGACAACAGGAGAUAUGAAAUGCCCCGAGUGUCGAGCCCAUAUUGUUCCUCUCGAUUACCAUGUCUGCAACCUUGGGGCGGCGUCGUCAACAAACGGUCGUUAUGAUUUUGCGGAAGACCAUGCCAGUGCCAUUGAAGGACCUACUUCAUGUAGCGCUUAUCAUAGAAAAGCAUUUAAGCAACUGUGUGUUGAUUGUGGAUUGAACCUGCGUGAAUCGUGCUGCACGGCUCAUAAAAUCGUUCCUGCGACCACGGUUCCCAAGUACGGAUACAAACAAACACAGGCCAUACACAGACUCGGAACGCACUCAGUGAGUCACGUAGACGAACUACACAAGUCACGCUGUGCUUCAUGCAAUGUCCCAAUCGAUUAUCGAGCUCCUCGGCGUAAUCACCUAUGCUCGGGUGACGUCAUGCAUAGAGUUAUGAGAAAAUUACAAGAAAAGGAGAAAGAAUGUCAGAAGUCUUCCGAGUCGGUCACGUGUGAGCUGGUUGCUAUGGAGGAACUUUACCAAGCUGAAGCCACCAGUGUGACGAGACACGUUGCAGAAAACAUGGAAAAGAUGGAGAAAAACAGUGAUAGGCUAUUGCAAGAUUUGAAGAAGGAAAAGGAAUUAAAAUCAAGAUAUUUGGAAAGCGAAUUUCAUCGGUAUGCAAGAAAGGGAAAAGAUAUUUCCAGUACACGCAGUUUGAUUAAUGUGCUACAAGAGUACUUCAAUAACGGUGAAAUAGUUUCAAAAUUCCAGAAAACCUUGUCCUAUGUGGAUCAACUUGACCUUGCCACCGAUAAACACACCGAACAAGACGACUGCGUGAAGUCUAGACCCAGUUUGGAAAUCUUAGAAUGUUCUCAUGGAACAACUACGAGUUGCAAUGGGACAAUCCCUCGAAUAAGUACACCUGCGUGUGAGUCGCCUAAUGAGGGAUUCGGCGCGGAAGAGGAUUUGGGAAACCCAGGCGAAUCAGUCAAUACGGUUACUGCUAGUAUGACGGAGCCACGCAACAAGGUAACGCAUAUAGCUGGAAGCUCUACAGCACAGUUUUCCGAACACCCUGAAGAUAGCAGUGUGGUAGGAGCAAAUGACGUUGAUGGCGCUGGUGUCUUCGAAAAAGAUUUGAACCACCAAAAGCCGACCCGUGACCUACGCCAUCAGAGCCGAGCUAGCAGGCAUUUGUAUAAACUCAGAUGGGACUGUCGACGUUAUUCAGUUCGUCAUUAA